UCCCGCCCUGUCCAUCAGCUCUCCUUUACUCUUUGCUGUGCUGACUGCAGUCAUGACGGAGUUGGACCCAAAAUUCGAGUUCGAUGCUCCGUUUUUUGUGGACUUCGAAGACAUACGGACAGGCAUGGAGGAAGAAGGUGACGUGGACCAGUGGUUUUCAAGUGAGAAAGACCUCAGCAACAACCAGCUGAAAAAUGAAUCCCCUUUCCUCUGUAGUGAACUCGCAUUUAGAGAGGGAUGAUCUACUGUUACUCCCCCCACAACUGGCUGCCAGUGCAGAGAAACAGCAGCAGGCUUUCUCGGGAAACUUCACUUCUGACCCAGCAGCAGUGGUGAAACUGGAGGAGCCAGAGAGAGAGGGCGAGGUUUUGCCGCCAUCUCAGACAGACUCGGCAGGUCCUGCUCCUCCCCACGUCUCUGUCAAGGGAGAGAGUGGAGAGGGAAACGCUGCGGGUGAGACGCAGCCUCCGACGAGGCUGGGGCAGAAGAGAAGCGCAGCCAGCAUUCUCUCCCUACAGACUCCAGUCAUAAAGCAACAGAGGGUGCAAAGAGGCUCCUCUAAGAAAGCUAUAGCUGCCAUCAAGAAGAUCCUGAAACCAACCACUGAACGUUCGGUCCCUGCUAAAACCCCAGAGCACAUGAAGCGCUACUUGGCCAAGAAGGAGGGGCAGGUAAAGAGAACGCGGGACGAACUGGAGGCAGAGGAGAUCGAGAAGAUGCAGGCCGAAUCACGGAAGAAGCUACGAGAACACCGCAAGACGUUCCACCGACUGGCAGACUCGGGGAAGAAGCCGGCGAAGAUGGUGAAGCACUCGAAACCGACGACAGAGUCCGUGGGAUUCAAGUUCAGGACGGAGAGUCGUGUCCGCAAGAGACGCUCUGCUGCCGCUGGGGGGUCGCGACCUCCUGUGGCUCAGUCUAGCGGAUCUCAUGCCAGCAACUUCCCCAUGACCCUCCGCACUGCCAACACAUCAAUACCUUCAGAGUCUGAAGGUCCUCGAAAGGCAACAGAAGUCAAGCCUUUCAACUUUCGACUCGCCACUCGCUUCCCCAAGGAGCCAGCUGAGGGAGAUGAGAAGAGAGAUGGCCACGUCUCGGCGGCAGAGUACGUCUUCAAGUUCCAGGCAGGCACGCCGGAGAGGUUCCGUUCGGUCCCUCCUCGCAAGCCGCAGCGCUCGAUGUACGUCACCGUGGAGCAGACCUCGCAGAGUAGCACCAGCACCAGCAGCAAUAGCAGUAGUCGAGCUGCUCCUCCAGGUGGCGGUGGCCUGACAGUGCCCUUCACCCCCAAACUACUCACCAAGAAUCGAGGAAGGCCCACUCAUGUUAAAAGUUCAGUCGAGAUGGAGGAAGAGGAGCUGGCCAGGAUAAGGCAGAACCCGAUCAAGGCGAACCCACUCAACCCAAAGGUCUUCACGGGCCACGGACUAAUGGGAGUACCAAACAAACCGCACCACUCGACCACACAGGCACACACCCCCAAACUGGCCACCAGGGAGAGAGGAGAGGCUCGGGCGCACGAUGGCAGUCGCGACGAGUCUGACUCCCAGCCCACUUUCAGAGCACAACCGCUCCCAAAGGGACUGUUUGAAAAAGUGCUGGGUCUGCCAAAGAAACAUGAACCAUUUGUAACGUGUCCCAAGUCCCCGGCGUUUUCCCUGAAACGAAGAAGCCUUCACCCAAACACAGAAGAAGAAACGGAGGAGGAGAAAUGCCAGAUCAUCAUUGCCCGACCGGUGCCUGACUUUAGCCGGAAGUUUGAGCCGCAGUUGGACCACAAAAAGACGGAACCGGAACCGUUCAGUUUCGAGGAGCGCUACAAGGACAAACCAACCAGAGCCUCUUUUGUCCAGAUGAUCCUGGAGAAGGAGAAGAAGGACCCGUUCAGGGCAAACCCGGUGCCGCUGUUUGGCGAACCGUGUCUUCCAGUUGCCCAGCAACAGCCGAUGACAGAACCAAAGACUCCAAACCUUCGGACCCGGACAAGGGGACUGGACUACGAGAACAAGUGGAGACAAACGAUGUUUGAAAUGAUCCAGAAAGAAAAGGAGAAUGCCGAGUUUCGAGCAAAGGACCCAAAGGUGUUGUACAGGGCUCCGUUCAGGGCAAAAACGGGGAACCGGCAGAUCACGGAAGUCUCAAACAUCAUCCUCCACACUGAGGUACGCAGCGAGCAGCGGGCGGAGUUUGAACGCGAGUGCAAGAGCAAGGAGGAGGAGCAACAGCAGGAGAACCGGGAACGACAGGCUGUCGCAGAGGCCGAAGAGGCAAAGAGAGUGGCACUGCUGAGACAGGCCCUGGUGCACAAGGCCCAGCCAAUCCGUCGCUAUACUCGCACCGUCGUCCAACCUAGCCUGAAACCUCUCACCGCUCCCCAAUCCCCCAACUUUCAUCUCAGACCGAGGGGCCAACAUUAGCACCUUGUGCACACGCAGCCCAUUGUACGUACCUGUAUACGGACAUUUGAAUUGAAUGUAACUCUCACUUUCACUGCAUACAAAACUGUACACACAUACAUACACUGCACACAUUUUCUUUACAAUUCUGCCAUAUAUUUGUUACGUAUAUACACAAGUCUCUACAUACAGAGAACGAAGAAAAAUAUUAUGAGAUGCAAUAAUAAAAGGCUCCAGCUUUGCUCACCGAACACAAGCCGACACAAUAACAUGGACACGUGUGUAAUAAUUAAAAGGUAUUGGAAUGUGUUGCAUUGCAGUGUCACUGGUGGCAGUUGUUGCUAGGGAGAUCAUUGUCCAAAUGUAUUCUCUCCGCUGUAUGCGACGUACAAGAACCCAUCCUCGUCCUUAUUUUCUGCAUAUAUGGUGCCCAUUGAUGCACUGCAUGGAGGAGGAAUGGUAUAUAUACAAAAUGAAAGUUUUUAACCGCCCUGUGAACUUUGAAGUAUGAGCCCAUCAAUAAAUACAGCCACCCUGCUAUAUACACAUCUAGAAGCGUUCUGCCAGCUUGCCGGGAUACCAGCUAAUUUUAAAGAGGCAGGGAUAUUUUGUGGGUGUGGACACAAUUUUGUCGUAUUUAUUAUACUGAACGACAAAAUUUUCUUCCUCAAAAGCUAGCGUCCCAUUAUGAUGUACUAUAUUAUACUUGCCACCAUACAGUUUGGUAGAGGGUACAUAAGUAUGGUCGAACCUUGUGGUAGGUAGGAUCUUGUU
Messenger RNA from Geodia barretti, 3170 nucleotides. NCBI's taxonomy places the organism in Eukaryota, Metazoa, Porifera, Demospongiae, Tetractinellida, Geodiidae. The record is from the annotation of a GenBank genome assembly.